Messenger RNA from Artibeus jamaicensis (Jamaican fruit-eating bat), 4184 nucleotides. It is a transcript of the gene GCNA, whose product is annotated as germ cell nuclear acidic peptidase. Gene Ontology annotation, cellular component: nucleus. The transcript has 16 exons. Bases 148 to 2871 code for a protein of 907 amino acids. The record is from RefSeq and is a predicted model, not a curated record. NCBI's taxonomy places the organism in Eukaryota, Metazoa, Chordata, Mammalia, Chiroptera, Phyllostomidae.
UGCUUGUUUAAUUUCUGCUCAAUAAUCCAGUUGACUGUCUUGGGGGUGGGGGGUGGAGGAAAUCUGCUUAUAUCUGAUUGUGCCUCUUGAAUUUCAGAUCAGACUCUGGAAGUGACUUCUGAUAGUACAAAGUAUGUGAACCAGGAGAUGCCAAUAGUUAUCAGUGAUGAUGAUGAUAGUGAUGUGGAGGGUCCUGUGAUAAUAGAAGAUAGUUCAUCUGAUGACGACCAGAUUGCAUCUGAUGACGACCAGAUUGCAUCUGAUGACGACCAGAUUGCCUCAGAUGAAAAGGAGACGAUGCAGUCUACUACCUCCCCCCGUAAUUCAUCUGAUGAUAGUGGAGAUUCCAACCCACCACUAGACGAUCCUGAGGCUAAACUAGAGAUUCCAGGUGAAAAGAUGGCAACUGAUGAAAAGGUUCAACCUGUGGUGGACAAACCAGAGGAAAACGAUCCUGAGGCUAAACUAGAGAUUCCAGGUGAAAAGAUGGCAACUGAUGAAAAGGUUCAACCUGUGGUGGACAAACCAGAGGAAAACGAUCCUGAGGCUAAACUAGAGAUUCCAGGUGAAAAGAUGGCAACUGAUGAAAAGGUUCAACCUGUGGUGGACAAACCAGAGGAAAACGAUCCUGAGGCUAAACUAGAGAUUCCAGGUGAAAAGAUGGCAACUGAUGAAAAGGUUCAACCUGUGGUGGACAAACCAGAGGAAAACGAUCCUGAGGCUAAACUAGAGAUUCCAGGUGAAAAGAUGGCAACUGAUGAAAAGGUUCAACCUGUGGUGGACAAACCAGAGGAAAACGAUCCUGAGGCUAAACUAGAGAUUCCAGGUGAAAAGAUGGCAACUGAUGAAAAGGUUCAACCUGUGGUGGACAAACCAGAGGAAAACGAUCCUGAGGCUAAACUAGAGAUUCCAGGUGAAAAGAUGCCAACUGAUGAAAAGGUUCAACCUGUGGUGGACAAACCAGAGGAAAACGAUCCUGAGGCUAAACUAGAGAUUCCAGGUGAAAAGAUGGCAACUGAUGAAAAGGUUCAACCUGUGGUGGACAAACCAGAGGAAAACGAUCCUGAGGCUAAACUAGAGAUUCCAGGUGAAAAGAUGGCAACUGAUGAAAAGGUUCAACCUGUGGUGGACAAACCAGAGGAAAACGAUCCUGAGGCUAAACUAGAGAUUCCAGGUGAAAAGAUGGCAACUGAUGAAAAGGUUCAACCUGUGGUGGACAAACCAGAGGAAAACGAUCCUGAGGCUAAACUAGAGAUUCCAGGUGAAAAGAUGCCAACUGAUGAAAAGGUUCAACCUGUGGUGGACAAACCAGAGGAAACUGUUGUUGAAGGACAAAAGCGGACUCGGUCUUUGGAGGAGGAGGAAGAAGUUCCGCAGCCACAGCCAAAGAGAAAGCGUACUCAGCCAGCUAAGUCUUCUUCCAAGAGAAAGGAAGAAGUCACUGAGUCAACUGAGCCUCCUUCCAAGAGAAAGGAAGAAGUCACUGAGUCAACUGAGCCUCCUUCCAAGAGAAAGGAAGAAGUCACUGAGUCAGCUGAGUCUCCUUCCAAGAGAAAGCGAGCUGAGUCAGCUGAGUCAACUGAGCCUCCUUCCAAGAGAAAGGAAGAAGUCACUGAGUCAACUGAGCCUCCUUCCAAGAGAAAGGAAGAAGUCACUAAGUCAACUGAGCCUCCUUCCAAGAGAAAGGAAGAAGUCACUAAGUCAACUGAGCCUCCUUCCAAGAGAAAGGAAGAAGUCACUGAGUCAGCUGAGUCUCCUUCCAAGAGAAAGCGAGCUGAGUCAGCUGAGUCAACUGAGCCUCCUUCCAAGAGAAAGGAAGAAGUCACUAAGUCAACUGAGCCUCCUUCCAAGAGAAAGGAAGAAGUCACUGAGUCAACUGAGCCUCCUUCCAAGAGAAAGGAAGAAGUCACUGAGUCAGCUGAGUCUCCUUCCAAGAGAAAGGAAGAAGUCACUGAGUCAGCUGAGUCUCCUUCCAAGAGAAAGCAAGCUGAGUCUCCUUCCAAGAGAAAGCAAGCUGAGCCUCCUUCCAAGAGAAAGCGAGCUGAGCCUCCUUUCAAGAGAAAGCAGGCUGAGCCUCCAAAGAAGAAACCCCAAGCAGAGGAAUCUCCACAGGCAUCUCACCAGCAUGAGCAUGAGAAUAUUAAUUGCAACAUAACUGGAUGUUUUUUACGUGGCAUUGAAAAUAAGAAGGAGUAUUCUGGAAGGAACUUCAAGAAAAAUAAAGAUGAACUGGUCAGGAAACUGUAUGUCCUGUUCAACGAGACUGUCUUUAAUAAACAGCUGCCAGAGAAACUGGAUAUCUGCUGGAAUAAGAAGAUGCUGAGAACCGCUGGCCUGUGCAGCUCUUCCCACUCGUCUAACCCGGCAAAGCGCUACACUAAGAUUGAUAUUUCUCUGAAAGUCUGUGACUCUGCAGACCGAAUCCGGGAUACUUUGGCCCAUGAGCUCUGCCACGCAGCCGCCUGGCUGCUGAAUGGCAUCAGUACUUCACAUGGUUACACAUGGAGAUACUAUGCCAGAUUGUGCAACUUGGUCCACCCAGAGCUGCCCUUGGUCACCCCUUUCCAUAACUACAAGAUUAACUACAAGAUCUACUAUGAGUGUACUCAAUGCAAAGCCAGGAUUGGCCGCUACACCAGAUCACUGGACACCGAGCGCUCUGCGUGUCCCUCAUGCAAGGGGCGUCUGGUCCUGCUGCCGUUAACUCGCAAAGAUGGAACCCCCAUCAAGCAGUAUGUGAGACCCUUUGCCAAGUAUGUGAAGUAUCAUUACAGAAUUGUCAGGCAGGAAAUGAAAACUCCAACCCAUGGGGAUGUGAUGAGACAGCUCAGCAAGGAUUAUUUUGUCUGCAAAAAAAACAACACCCUUUAAGUUUAUGAGCAGAUAUCUGUGUAAGCCGAGUCCUCUGCUUAUGAAGAAGUUUUAGGAAAAUAUCUUUGUCUCUAUGAUGUUAUGAAUGUUAGAAUUUAAAUCUUUUUUAUAAAGUUUCAUAUUGUCAAUGAUUGUUCUUUACCUAAGUGUUCCUUUGCUUGGCACUUUGUGCCCUUGACUGUACUUGGAGGUCCUUUGGACCCACCUUGUGUUUUACACUCCAUAGUUGUGAUGCAUGGAACAUAUUUACAUUCCAUCGUUGUAAUGUGUGGAACAUACUUAGACUCCAUAGUUAACAUGUGUGGAACAUACUUGGACUCUAGUUGUAAUGUGUGGAACAAACUUAGACUCUGUAGUGGACAUGUGUGGAGCAUACUUAGACUCUGCAGUUAACGUGUGUGGAACAAACUUAGACUCUAGUUAAGACGUGUAGAACAUACUUAGACUCUAUAGUUAACAUGUGUGGAACCUACUUAGAUUCUAGUUGUAAUGUGUGGAAUAUACUUAGACUCUGUAGUUAGGAUGUGUGGAACAAACUUAGACUCUAGUUAACAUAUGUAGAACAUACUUAGACUCUGUAGUUAACGUGUGUGGAACAUACUUAGACUCUAGUUGUAAUGUGUGGAAUAUACUUAGACUCUGUAGUUAGGAUGUGUGGAACAAACUUAGACUCUAGUUAACAUAUGUAGAACAUACUUAGACUCUGUAGUUAACAUGUGUGGAACAUACUUAGACUCUAGUUGUAAUGUGUGGAAUAUACUUAGACUCUGUAGUUAGGAUGUGUGGAACAAACUUAGACUCUAGUUAACAUAUGUAGAACAUACUUAGACUCUGUAGUUAAUGUGUGUGGAACAUACUUAGACUCUAGUUGUAAUGUGUGGAAUAUACUUAGACUCUGUAGUUAGGAUGUGUGGAACAAACUUAGACUCUAGUUAACAUAUGUAGAACAUACUUAGACUCUGUAGUUAACGUGUGUGGAACAUACUUAGACUCUAGUUGUAAUGUGUGGAAUAAACUUAGACUCUGUAGUUAAGACAUGUGGAACAUACUUAGACUCUGUAGUUAACAUGUGUGGAACAUACUUAGACUCUAGUUGUAAUGUGUAGAAUGUACUUAGACUAUAGUUGUGAAGUGUAGAACAAAAUGCAGGAGCAAAUUAGAUUUUUGAGAUUGACCACUUGAGAGAAUGAGAGUAACUCUGGAAAAAUGAACAUCUUUAAAGGCAGUGUUUCAAAACGAGGGCUCCUGGCAGCUGUAACCUGUUAUACUUGGUUAGAAAUAAAGUUCAUAUUUCAUGAAAUUACUUUUGCCAU